UUAGGGAUUUCCUCAAUGCCGAUCGAUAGUGACAACUCUAGUCGGCCCACCGCGACGACGCCGCGUAGAAUAUUUUUGUUUCUCCGCAUUCGUUGAAAAACAGCGGCAAUUGCUUGUUUUUAUGUGUGGUGCGCGUCCCAGGCAAAUGCAAACGAGUCCGCGACUUCAAUUGCCGAACGCCUAACGCCGCCGUGAACAGAAAAUAACAGUGAUGCGAAAGACCCGCUCGCAGACGGCUCGCACGCAGGCGGAAAAUGCCGCAACAUCUUCGAGCCCCGGGCACCAAUCGACAUCGUCAGCGCCAAUAGCAGUUAAUCCCUUUGAUACCAGCAAGUACAAGGAAUGUGAGCAAAUGGUGCAGAUGCUUCGAGUGGUCGAGCUGCAAAAAAUCCUGUCGUUUUUGAACAUCUCAUUCGCUGGACGAAAAACCGACCUGCAGAGCCGCAUCCUCUCGUUCUUGCGCACCAACUUGGAACUGCUUGCCCCGAAGGUCCAGGAAGUCUACGCCCAGUCCGUGCAGGAGCAAAACGCCACGCUGCAGUACAUCGACCCAACCAGGAUGUACUCGCACAUCCAGCUGCCGCCCACCGUGCAGCCCAAUCCGGUGGGCCUCGUGGGCAGCGGUCAAGGCGUGCAGGUACCCGGCGGCCAGAUGAAUGUGGUCGGCGGCGCACCCUUCCUCCACACACACAGCAUCAACAGUCAGCUGCCUAUUCACCCUGAUGUGCGGCUGAAAAAGCUAGCCUUCUACGAUGUACUCGGAACGCUGAUCAAGCCUUCAACUCUGGUGCCACGCAACACUCAGCGCGUCCAAGAGGUGCCUUUCUACUUCACACUCACGCCGCAGCAGGCCACCGAGAUUGCCUCUAAUCGCGACAUCCGCAACAGCUCCAAGGUGGAGCACGCCAUUCAGGUUCAACUGCGCUUUUGCCUGGUGGAGACUUCGUGCGACCAGGAGGACUGCUUCCCGCCGAACGUAAACGUCAAAGUGAACAACAAGCUCUGCCAGCUGCCUAAUGUCAUUCCUACAAACCGACCAAAUGUGGAGCCUAAGCGUCCGCCGCGACCCGUUAAUGUCACGUCCAAUGUAAAGCUGUCGCCUACCGUCACCAACACCAUAACGGUGCAGUGGUGUCCGGACUACACGCGUAGCUACUGCCUGGCCGUAUACCUGGUAAAGAAGCUCACAUCAACACAGCUUUUGCAGCGAAUGAAGACGAAGGGCGUAAAACCAGCGGACUACACGCGAGGCUUAAUCAAAGAGAAGCUGACUGAGGAUGCUGACUGCGAAAUAGCCACCACUAUGCUGAAGGUUUCCCUUAACUGCCCGUUGGGCAAGAUGAAAAUGCUGCUGCCUUGUCGAGCAUCAACCUGCUCGCAUCUGCAAUGCUUCGAUGCCAGUCUCUAUCUGCAAAUGAAUGAGCGUAAGCCCACGUGGAACUGCCCUGUAUGCGACAAGCCGGCCAUUUAUGACAACCUGGUCAUAGAUGGCUACUUCCAGGAGGUGUUGGGCUCGUCGCUUCUAAAGAGUGAUGAUACUGAGAUUCAACUUCAUCAGGAUGGAUCUUGGAGCACACCAGGACUACGGAGCGAGACGCAGAUCCUUGAUACGCCUUCAAAGCCCGCCCAAAAGGUUGAGGUUAUAUCGGAUGACAUAGAACUUAUCUCGGACGACGCCAAGCCAGUAAAGAGGGAUUUGUCCCCAGCACCGGACGAGCAGCCCACAUCAACGUCAAACAGUGAAACUGUUGACCUAACGUUAAGCGAUUCAGACGACGACAUGCCGCUGGCUAAGCGUCGUCCGCCCGCCAAGCAAGCCGUCGCCAGUUCCACGUCGAACGGCAGCGGUGGCGGCCAACGUGCCUACACCCCGGCACAGCAGCCCCAGCAAUCCGGUGGUAAUGUUUUUAAGAAACCUCAGAAAGCGGAGGAGCUUUACAAGCGUGUUCAUUUAGGAGUUUGGCUGCGCCCACGAAUCCCCAGAACAGCAGGCCAGCCGCCAAUCGCCAGAGAAGCAGCCAGUCUCAGAGCAGCAACUGCAGCAGCAACAGCACGAGCAGCCAGCGGCGGCAGCCGUCCAUGCCUCCCUCCUGGAAUCCCUGGCUGCUGCGGUCGCGGAUCAAAAGCACUUCCAACUGUUGGAUCUGGCUGCGGUUGCGGCUGCUGCAGCUGCCACGGCGUCCUCCGGCCAGAGCCAGAAUGCCGGCCCGUAGGCAGGACCCCCCACAUCCCACAAACGUUAAUCGCACAUCUCACGGCUCGCGGUCUCAUCUCUCACUGUUAUGGUCCCUAUUUUGGCCCGUCCAGUUUUUGUUUUCGGUUCCACUUCCGGUGGCGCACGGCCACAUAUUACCUCAGAGGCUAUUCUUCGGCGUUCGAUUCGCCUUGCAUCACCUCCAUUAUUCAUACUCUCUCAAUCGCGAGCCACCAACUGAUGCUUGUAAUUCUUGUGUUGCAGGACGCAGGCAGUACAGACAGGUUUUGUAGGAGAGGGUCCCCUGUUCCCGAGUGAAUCCAAGUGCUCCCCCAUCGGCCAGAUUGUUGCUGCCCCUUUUUUCAGUUGGCUCACCCCAAAACGCUUUGCUUACGUCCCGUGUCUUUAAUUCGUGUCGUCUCGAGUAGUUAGUUGUGUUACGCUUUGCCAGUGCUCUCAGCAACACACGCCACACCACACAGCCACAGCAACUGAAAUAUUCCUAGAUAUUACAAACACACAAACUAGCACCAGCAUUAAUUAGCAAUUACUAUAGGAAACGCAAUUAAUUUAUUUUCCAUUGAAGCGGUCAGCGCAAUGGACACGAGAAGUACGAAACGAAAGGAUGCACGCCAGGCGGCGGCCAGUCGCGGUAACAAAAUUUAAAGUAGUUAAGUUAUUUUAGUUAAGCUACGGAUUCUGUACGGAUUGGAGGCGGUGUUGUGUGGAGUUGGAGAGUGCUGCAUGCCUCGCAUUUAAGUUACGUUGCAAGACAGGGCGGAAUGGCAUAUGGCAUUAAAGGUCCAUAAUAUUGAAAGCAAUCGAAGGUGUUUUUAUCAAUGCAAAUCGAUUGGAAAUAACGGAUUAUGUAUGUUAUGUAUGUCGUCCAGCUAGAUGACCUCCUUAUAUGACCUCCCUGGCCUUUGUUGGCGUAUUUAAGCUCAAACCGUACCACUACGGAUUUAUAUGUUAAGAUUUUUAAUUGAACAAUGCUUUGACUAUGACCACGCAAACCCCCCUAAAUAUCUGAACGAACAAAUAUGAAAUCAAUGUACAAGGAGAUGUGUACUUUAACUAUACGAUUAAACAAUUUUCAACCAA
Molecule: messenger RNA, 3295 nt
Organism: Drosophila simulans
Lineage: Eukaryota; Metazoa; Arthropoda; Insecta; Diptera; Drosophilidae
Gene: Su(var)2-10
Product: E3 SUMO-protein ligase PIAS1
Exons: 9
Coding region: 212-2512 (766 amino acids)
Biological process (GO): protein sumoylation; regulation of transcription by RNA polymerase II
Molecular function (GO): zinc ion binding; transcription coregulator activity; SUMO ligase activity
Source: RefSeq, a predicted model, not a curated record